GGCUGUCCCGGGCGUCCCCGCGUGCUCCUUGCCCCCGGGGGCUCCGAGCAUCCUUCACUGUUCUCAGGCCGCUCCCCCUAGUUACUUGGGUCCUCCAGCUGUCAUUUCGGACUUCGACAAUGCCAUCCUGCCCCCCGUAUUACUCUGGGCCCCUCCAAAGUUUCCGAAUCUCCUGUGUUACCCUGGGCUUCUUUCCCUGCUUUGUUGGGUCUUUUUACUCCUGACCUCCUCUGUUACCCUGGAACCUGCGCUGGGAUCUCUGCUCUCCGCUGCUAACCCUCUGCUGUCACUCCGGACCUCUUCUGAGUCCUCAGGAUGACUGUCCUCUGAGUCCCCCACUUCUCUCCUGGUGCUCCCUCGCAGUUUCUCUGCCUUCUCUGGAGUCCUACGGUUACUCUGGGCUGGGCCCUGUCGUCCCUCAUGCGCCUCCGUCUGUGGUUCCCACGUUCCUCGGCAGAACUCCAUAUUUCCCCCCUGGUACUCCAUGGUACUCCCUGUCUUUGCGGAGGCUGGGACAGGCAGCAGGAAGGGAGCUCUGCCAGGUUCCUCGCCUGCCCUGCCAGAAGGAGGCCCUUGAUCCUUUUCCCACCGUCUCCUCCCCUCUGGGAGCGCUUCCAAGCCUGGAGUUGCUUGGAGGGGGCAGUCCUAUUGGACAGAUGCAAAGUUAGAGGGAGAGAGAAUCCCCUCAAUAGCCUUUCCCCAGGUGAGGGCCCAGCUCAGGAGGCCCUGCAGUCCUUGAGCCGGCGGCUUCAGGUGCAGGAGAAGGAGAUGGAGCUGGUGAAGGCAGCCUUGGCAGAAGCUCUUCGCCUGCUGCGGCUGCAGGCACCCUCCACCUCCCUGCAGGACCCUGGCACCCUGGGCCCUCCAAGGGACAGCAGCCCCGCAGCGCCCCCAGGACUGCCACCCACAUGCAGCCCCUCCUUGGUGAGCCGAGGCACCCAGACGGAAGCAGAGAUGGAGGUGGAACCAUCCCCUGGCCCCCCCGGGCUGAGCAACGGGCCCCCAGCCCCUCCGGGGGGCAGUGAAGAACCUAGCGGGACCCAGUCUGAAGGAGGGGGCAGCAGCAGCAGUGGCACGGGCUCCCCUGGCCCCCCAGGGAUCCUCAGGCUGGCUCAGCCCCCCCAGCGCACUGACACGCCACGGAGAAAUUCUUCCUCCUCAUCGCCCUCAGAGCGGCCUCGCCAGAAACUCUCCCGGAAGGCAGCUUCCUCUGCCAACCUGUUAUUGCGGUCAGGGAGCACAGAGAGGAAGAAAGGAACAAGUGCUCCUGGGGCGCCUGCUGUGUACCCAGCACUGUGCCAACCCCUCGACCUCCUCCAUCUCAUUCAGUCCCCACGACAUCCUUGGGGGGUAGGUGGUCUCAUGCUGUUCAUUGGCCAGGUGAGGAAGCAGGCUCAGAGAGGCCGUGGGGGAAAAGACCCCCUCUCCAGCCCCGGCGGUCCUGGCUCUCGGAGGAGCAAUUACAAUUUAGAAGGCAUCUCAGUGAAGAUGUUCCUCCGAGGCCGCCCCAUUACCAUGUACAUCCCGUCUGGCAUUCGCAGCCUGGAGGAGUUGCCCAGCGGCCCACCCCCGGAGACCCUCAGCCUUGACUGGGUGUAUGGGUACCGGGGUCGUGACUCCCGCUCUAAUCUGUUUGUGCUGCGCUCUGGGGAGGUGGUCUACUUUAUCGCCUGUGUGGUGGUGCUGUACCGGCCUGGGGGAGGCCCCGGGGGCCCUGGAGGUGGUGGCCAGAGACAUUACCGGGGGCACACGGACUGUGUUCGAUGCCUGGCUGUUCACCCUGAUGGUGUGCGUGUAGCCUCAGGACAGACAGCCGGCGUGGAUAAAGAUGGAAAGCCCCUGCAGCCUGUGGUUCACGUCUGGGACUCCGAGACGCUGCUAAAGCUGCAGGAGAUCGGACUGGGGGCCUUCGAGCGGGGUGUGGGGGCCCUGGCCUUUUCAGUUGCGGAUCAGGGUGCUUUCCUCUGUGUGGUGGAUGAUUCCAAUGAGCACAUGCUGUCGGUGUGGGACUGCAGCCGGGGCACGAAGCUGGCUGAGAUCAAGAGUACAAAUGACUCAGUCCUCGCCGUUGGCUUCAACCCUCGUGACAGCAGCAGCAUCGUCACCAGUGGGAAAUCCCACGUCCACUUCUGGAACUGGAAUGGUGGAACAGGGGUUCCUGGGAACGGGACCCUCACCAGGAAACAGGGUGUCUUUGGGAAAUACAAGAAGCCCAAGUUUAUCCCCUGCUUUGUGUUCCUCCCCGAUGGAGACAUUCUCACUGGAGACUCAGAGGGGAACAUCCUCACCUGGGGGCGGAGCCUCUCAGAUUCCAGGACCCCAGGAAGGGGUGGGGCCAAAGAGACCUAUGGGAUUGUGGCCCAGGCCCACGCUCAUGAAGGUUCCAUCUUCGCCCUGUGUCUCCGGCGGGACGGGACUGUGCUGAGUGGUGGUGGGCGGGACCGCCGGCUGGUCCAGUGGGGGCCCGGAUUGGUGGCCCUUCAGGAGGCGGAGAUUCCUGAACACUUUGGGGCCGUGCGGGCCAUUGCAGAGGGGCCUGGCUCUGAGCUGCUGGUGGGCACCACGAAGAAUGCAUUGCUGCGGGGAGAUCUGGCCCAGGGCUUCUCCCCUGUAAUCCAGGGUCACACGGAUGAGCUCUGGGGGCUCUGCACACAUCCCUUCCAGAACCGUUUCCUCACCUGUGGCCAUGACCGGCAGCUCUGCCUCUGGGAUGGGGAGGGCCAUGCGCUGGCCUGGAGCAUCGACCUCAAGGAGACUGGUCUCUGUGCUGACUUCCACCCCAGUGGGGCAGUUGUGGCCGUAGGACUGAACACAGGGAGGUGGCUGGUUUUGGAUACAGAAACCAGAGAAAUUGUGUCUGACAUCACCGAUGGCAAUGAGCAGCUAUCAGUGGUCCGGUACAGCCCAGAUGGGUUGUACCUGGCCAUCGGUUCCCAUGACAACAUGAUCUACAUCUAUAGCGUUUCCAGUGAUGGUGCCAAGUCCAGCCGUUUUGGCCGCUGUGUGGGUCACUCCAGCUUCAUCACUCACCUUGACUGGUCCAAGGAUGGGAACUUCAUCAUGUCCAAUUCUGGGGACUAUGAGAUCCUUUACUGGGACGUGGCUGGAGGCUGUAAGCUGCUGAGGAAUCGCUAUGAGAGCCGAGACCGGGAGUGGGCCACCUACACCUGUGUGCUGGGCUUCCAUGUCUACGGCGUGUGGCCAGAUGGCUCGGAUGGAACUGACAUCAACUCCCUGUGCCGCUCCCACAAUGAGCGCGUCGUGGCCGUUGCCGACGACUUCUGCAAAGUGCACCUCUUCCAGUACCCGUGCGCGCACGCCAAGGCACCGAGCCUCGUGUACGGUGGUCACGGCAGCCACGUGACCAGCGUCCGGUUCACGCACGACGACUCGCACCUCAUCUCGCUGGGCGGCAAGGACGCCAGCAUCUUCCAGUGGCGAGUGUUGGGCGCUGGGGGCACGGGGCCGGUGCCCACCACGCCCUCUCGAACCCCCUCCCUGUCCCCUGCCUCCUCUCUUGACGUCUGACCCACCGGCCCUGCAGUGUGGCCCUGCCCCACCCACCCAAAUCCCCCAGGACCGGGGCGACCCUGUCCUCGACUUCGAGACAUUCCCAAAAGUGCAUUUCCCUGGAGGGGGCGAACGGCACCCCUGCACACACUGUAUAGACCCGCUGGCUGAGCCGGGCAGCCCCAGCCUGGGCCCUGACUCCCGCUGCCUGCUGAGGGGCAAUAAACCAAAAGCAAAGUC
This is a messenger RNA of Bubalus bubalis (water buffalo), 3750 nucleotides long. RefSeq names its product EMAP like 3 (gene EML3). Lineage: Eukaryota; Metazoa; Chordata; Mammalia; Artiodactyla; Bovidae. Gene Ontology annotation, biological process: microtubule cytoskeleton organization. The record is from RefSeq and is a predicted model, not a curated record. The coding region runs from base 421 to 3528 and encodes 1035 amino acids. Gene Ontology annotation, cellular component: mitotic spindle. Gene Ontology annotation, molecular function: microtubule binding. The transcript is spliced from 23 exons.